AUGUCUCUUUUUGGCCGUUGGAGCGAGUUGGCACAGUUCCAGACGGUACGGGCAGUGCGCACCCACUUUGGGGUUGGCGAUGAUCAUUGGGCUUGCUUUACCAGAACGGUUGGAGAUUUUCAAGAUGACCUCCGAGUUCUUGCUGCUUUUCCCCGAACGGGGUUGCUGGCAGGUGUUUCACAGUCACAGUUUCCCGAUGGCACAGGUCUGACUCCGGUCCAGGCAACUCAGAUUGGGCUGGUGUGGCGCUUGGCACGUCGGGUAAUAGCUCAUGGCAGUGGCAUGGAUGAGACAGAAUUCCAGGACAUGGACCCAUGGCAGGAGACAAAUACAACUACGGCAGCGAGGCAAAGCACCCCUUCCUCAGGCGUCAAAGAGAAGGUUCUCAAGAUGUCGACAUUGAUCGACCAGAGCGACGAAUCCGAACUUCUUCCUCCAGGAUCAUCGGAAAUCAGUGCCUGGCUCCAAAAUUACCAUGCGGUGAUGGGGGCAAUGCCUGAAGAAGCCGAAGAACCUAGUCCCAAUCAACUGGCUGCUCUCUCAAAGAGAGUGUUUCGAGAUGACGCUCCACCUUACGUUGACUUCGCGGUGUUUGGACCGUAUGAAAGAAAGUUGACAAAAGUCCAGAAGUGUCGCAUCUACACACCACUGGGGGAUGGCACCUACCUCCAAAGGGAUUUGCCCGGGCCCCCAACCUAUCAAGGAAACGUCAAGCGAAUAGAGACAGAAAACAAGCAAGGAAGAGAAGACUGCAGUCAGACAUGGAAGAACUUCGAAAGCUUCGUCAAGGGGGUUCACAUCACCAAGGUCAAAGCAGUGGACAUGGAGGCAAAGCUUCUGGCGGCAAAGGGAAGUCCAAGUCCAAGGACCAAGCUGGAACGCCCCUUUGUUUUUCGUGGGCAUCAGGAUCGGGAGUUUGCGGUGACCUUCCACCUGGUUCAGAGUGCAAGGGCCCUGUGA
This is a messenger RNA of Cladocopium goreaui, 960 nucleotides long. The record is from the annotation of a GenBank genome assembly. Lineage: Eukaryota; Dinophyceae; Suessiales; Symbiodiniaceae.